Messenger RNA from Suillus plorans, 1712 nucleotides. RefSeq names its product aryl-alcohol dehydrogenase. The transcript is spliced from 15 exons. Lineage: Eukaryota; Fungi; Basidiomycota; Agaricomycetes; Boletales; Suillaceae. The record is from RefSeq and is a predicted model, not a curated record. Bases 368 to 1399 code for a protein of 343 amino acids.
UUCUGGUAGUGGGAUACAUAUGUAAAUGGUACAGCGCAUGUUUGCGAGGUCGCUACGCCACGAAGGUCAGUCAGUUCCAGCUGAAGCAGUGACAGACUUCGGACAUUAUUCAAGGUAAUUUUUUGAUUCUUUAAUACCGAACAGUGACUUGAGUCAAUGAGUACAAACGGAUAAUCGGGGCGCCGUCCUAUAGGAGGAGCAGUGACCAGUCACAUGCACAUGCGCUUAAGCACCCAUGCGCAAUGAUAAGUACUUAAGAAUAGUAUCAAGAUGCUACGCCCUUCCUACCAUUCCGCCAUUCUUCUCAAGUGUUUGAGCUCAUUCGCAUCCCACUGUUCGUCGACAAAUCCAAGUGACUUCUCCUAACAUGUCGAAGGUGCCUUACACGAGGCUGGGGAAUUCUGGCCUGAAAGUGUCCAAAAUCAUACUUGGGACCAUGCAGUACGGCAACAAAGGAUGGCAAGAUUGGGUCCUCGGAGAGGAUGAAGCACUCGAACACAUCAAGGUUGCUUACGAAGCAGGAAUUCAAACUUUUGAUACUGCCGAUACAUAUUCGAACGGUUACUCGGAAGUGAUCCUUGGACGGGUGAUCAAGAAAUUGAAUUUACCCCGCGACGAAAUCGUCGUCAUGACCAAAGUAUUCAACGUGGUCGGACGUGAAUACAAUACCCACCAGCUUGGCGGGCGCAAAGACCCAGAUCAAAAUGGUUAUGUAAACCAGCAUGGCCUCAGCCGGAAGCACAUCUUCGCAAGCGUGAAAAAGAGUUUGGAGCGGCUUCAAAUGGAUUAUAUCGACGUUCUACAAUGCCACAGAUUCGACAAUGAAACACCGAUGGAAGAGACGAUGCAAGCAUUGCACGACGUAGUCCAAGCUGGCUAUGUCCGCUACAUCGGAAUGAGUUCUUGCUGGGCGUACCAGUUCCAAGCUAUGCAGAACUAUGCGAUCACAAACAAGCUCACUCCCUUCAUCUCCAUGCAGAAUCACUAUAGCCUACUCUAUCGCGAGGAGGAGCGCGAGAUGUUCCCUACUCUCAAGAUGUUUGGUGUUGGCUCAAUUCCAUGGUCUCCACUGGCUCGUGGUGCCCUCACACGCCCUCUUGGGCAGCAGACAAGCAGAGGUCAAGCUGAUUGGUUCAUUGGGAAUUAUGCCCAAGCAUCGUCAUACGAAACUAUUAUUAACCGGGUCGAGGAACUUGCUAGAAAGAAAGGUGUGACCAUGGCUCAAAUAGCCAUAGCAUGGAUCUUGACAAAGGAAGGGGUAUCGGCUCCUAUUGUCGGAACCACGAGUAUCGCAAAUCUUAAAGAUAUCAUUGCUGGAAUAGAUGUGAAACUUACGGUGGAGGAAAUAAAGUUCCUCGAGGAAGAGUACAAACCAACUGCUGUGAUUGGUCACUUCUGAGCGGUUCAACAAUGUACGGCUCUCAGAUACAUAUUAAUUCCGAUUCGCUGCUUUCUCGAUGGACACACUUGAAUAAUACUCACGGGCAGCGAAUGACAACCUGAAGCACAAGACAAAGAACCUGUAAUGCUUCGGAUCCUGCUAUACUCCAAAGUUGUAUCAUUGCUCGGCACUCAGCUGCUGAAACUACGCGCCAAGCGUUUCAACACUCAGAUCCCAGAUUAGCUAUCCAUCACCUGUACCCUACCCACAAGGAUAACAGUGAAUUUUGUAUGCCUGCCAUGAAUUUUUUAUUCCUCAAUCUGCCGAUUGG